Syngnathoides biaculeatus (alligator pipefish) is the source of this 2894-nucleotide messenger RNA. Its product is annotated as beta-1,4-galactosyltransferase 4-like. Gene Ontology annotation, biological process: carbohydrate metabolic process. The transcript is spliced from 6 exons. Bases 181 to 1221 code for a protein of 346 amino acids. The record is from RefSeq and is a predicted model, not a curated record. NCBI's taxonomy places the organism in Eukaryota, Metazoa, Chordata, Actinopteri, Syngnathiformes, Syngnathidae. Gene Ontology annotation, molecular function: glycosyltransferase activity.
GUGAUAUGUUUUCGUAUCACAGAUACUUCAUUUCAGGCUACAACUGCAGAUGUUAAACCCAAUACUGAACCAGAUGGUAGAAACUGUAAAGCAGCGACGUGUUUCAUUGUCAUGGGCUGACUGCACCGGCCACAGAGGACAUGUUUUAAACUAGAAGAGGGAGCGCACCAUCACACAGCCAUGGGCAUUUGUUCAUCUGCUUGCAAGCUUUUGCGCAGGGUGAAGUACGUUUUCCUGAUCCUUCUGUCCCUGUCCGUGCUGGCAUGGAUUUCCAUAUUCUCAGGUGGCAGCGUGAAAUCAACACUGGUCCCGUCAGCGCCAACACAGCCUUUCAUUAAAGGAGAGGGCACUCAAGUUGUGACAAACUUGGGGACUUCAGCACCCUUUCACUUAAUUACCUCAACGCCAUUACAAGAAUGUCCUAAGGAGUCGCCACUGCUACAAGGUGCAGUGAAGCUGAACUUUCAGCCCUCCCUGAAACUGAAGGAGGUGGAGGAUGAGAACAAGCAGGUGACUGAAGGCCAGUAUCAGCCUUCCUCCUGCAGGGCCAGACAGAGUGUGGCCAUCCUCAUUCCCCAUCGCAACCGAGAGCGACACCUCCUCUACCUACUGCAUCACCUGCACCCCUUCCUACAGAGGCAACAACUCCACUAUGCCGUUUAUGUUGUACAGCAGGCCGGUGAUGCCACUUUCAACCGUGCCAAAUUACUGAAUGUGGGUUUCUUAGAGGCACUCAAAGACUACAGUUGGGACUGUUUCAUUUUCCAUGAUGUGGACCUGGUUCCUGAAAAUGAUCACAAUCUCUACAUUUGUGAUUCGCAACCCAAACACCUGGUGGUUGGCCGGAAUGCCACCGGAUACAAGCUGCAUUACAAAGGCUACUUCGGAGGAGUCACGGCGAUGAGCAGAGAGCAGUUCCGUAAAGUGAACGGAUUUUCAAACACCUACUGGGGUUGGGGUGGAGAAGACGAUGACCUUCGCAUCAGGGUGGAGUUGCAGAAAAUGAAGAUUGUGCGACCACCUGCUGCCGUAGCACGCUACACAAUGGUGUUUCACAAACGGGACAGCGGCAAUGAAGUCAACAAGGACAGGAUGAAACUGUUAAGACGAACCACACUAGUUUGGAAAAAGGACGGGUUGAACAGCUGCAAAUAUCAGACCAUGUCAGUGGAGAGAUUGCCGCUCUAUGUCAAUGUCACCGUAGAUAUUGGGAAGCCGUAGAGCUGACACUUCAAAUAAGCUCUGCUCUCUUUAAAGACAGGUGAAAAAAGUAUUACCUGACAUUGUGAGUUAGACAUCAUACAGUAUAACGCAGGCGAGUGCAGUUCACUUACGAAGACGCAGAAGUGAAAGCUCAAAUGUGUUCAAAUGUGCAAUAAAUUCACUUCGCAAUCUUAAAAGUAGUUUCUGUUUGGCAAUCCAACUGAUCAAAAAGAUGUAAGCCUCUAACAUUCUUGUUCAGCUCCGCAUAUGUCAAACAACACAUGUCCAAGGCCCCUCGUUGUGCAGUUCAAUUAUUGUCCAAAUGUUGUUUAUGCAUUCCUUUUAUUCAUUUCAAUUGUUAAGGUAUGUCGAGUUUGUGUCCAUGCUGUAUUCAGGACUGUGUAAGUUUUCAAGUACUGAAUGUGAAUCAUCAAAUUAUUUUUCUUUCUUUUUUUUCAAAGAUUGCCCUUUUUGAUCUUUCAUCUCCAUAUACUUUUCAAGUACAGAUUGCUCAACAUAUCCAUGACCAAAUGUCUGGCUGAACUCAAUGUUUGGACUCAAAACGUCAAGUAGCAAGAAGUGAACACUGGUCCUCCUGCGAUGUGUUUUUCAAUACCUCCUGGCCACAAGACGAAGCCUUGAUAUUAUUGCAAGACCGAAUAGAACAAUGCACAUGUUUGGUUAAACGUAGCCUCAAAAGUACUGAUAGUUUUUUUUUUUGAUGAAAUAUACUAUUUAUCUAUAUAGAAGUACUUUAUACACUGCUUUAAGAGUCCCUUGUUUCAAAACUAAACAAUAUGUUAUUUACAGUAUAUCAUGCAGACUUAUCCAAGAAUCAUGUUUUUUUUUUUUUUAAUCAAUACAAAUGUUCUCGGAAGAGAAGAGAAGUGAGGUUCAACUUAGCACAUUAUUUACAAGUGACAAUUUCCAAGGUUUUGUGCAUAACGACUUUGUAAGAUUUGGGUGACGCAUUGAUUCUCUAGCUGUCCUCAGAUUAAGAUUUUGUUCAUUACAAUUUUUAUACUUAAAAUAGUCAGUGAUAUGUCUCGGCUGCCUUUUCCUCGAAGAUUUUGUCUUGCCAAAUGCAUUACCCUGAAACAAUUGGACUUGUUUUUUUACAAUAUAUAUUGACAGUGCAAUUUCAAAUGGGCCUUAUUAUUAUUAUUAUUAUCAUAAUUUGCGGGAAAAUCUAAUGGAUGGUGGAUCAAUAUUACUUAAACUGUUAAAAUGUGACCAAUGAAAAUAGCGUCUCAGAGUGAGUCAACUGUGCUGGCUCGAAAUGAGACCUGGGAGAUGCACAUAUCAAUUUCAUUCCAUCUCGAAAGGGAUGUGUGACAUCGUGUGUAGUACAACUUGGUAGUUUUGUGUCAGUGUGACCAUGAAAUGUUUCUUCAAUUUAAAGGUUGAUUGCAAAGUACUCGAAUGACACUUCCAGAUGAUUUCAGACACAUUUCCAAUCCUGGAUGACCAAUGUCGCUACAGGUGUUUCACCUUGAAUUUGUGCUUUAUAGAUACAUUAUGCAAUGCAAUUCACUAUAUGAGAAUGUUAUUAAUGUUUGGGUUUGUUUUUUUUUUAAUAUCCAUGUGAAUGGCAUCGAGUUUGGGAAAAGACUGAAUAUGAUACAUUCGAGAGGGGAAAUGUUGAAUAAACUAUUAUUUUCAUAUUGUCACAUGAUCUAUUGUGGUGGUGU